AUGGCAACAACAGCGAACCCGCCACCCGGCGCUUUUGCCGUGGAGGACCACAAUGGCUCGGAUCCCUUCGUGACGAGCUCGCACGACCCACAGCGGCAGCGAUACUCCGCCUUCGACAAGUCGCAGUUCUCUCUGUACCUAAAUGGAUCUCCGGCGCAAGCAAAGCGGGCGCUCCAGGCCCAUCUCGCCGAGACAACACGCAGGCUGCAAGAGACGUCACACCUGGGCAAUUCACUUGUCCAGCAGCGCAAGGAACUGGAGGAGAAGCUGAAGGAGGUCGAGAAACAAGAGGAGGAUACCGACAUCGGACCGGAGCUGCGCCAGAGGCUGGCUGAGCUCGAGAAGGAAUUCAACGAGGUCGGAAGGGAGACGGCUCGCGCAUUUCUCCCAAAGUCCAGGGUGCCAAGCGGUGAGGCGGCCGAUUCAACAGCUGGUGCUUCAGUGUAUUCCAGCGAAGCCCAUCACUCCCCCUCCAAAGUCAGCGUUCCCCGGAUAAACGACAUUGCUCUUGCCACCGAGAUAUCCACCUCUCUGCUUGCACAGCUGAAGGACCUGCAGGCUGUCCUUUCGGAGAAGGAUGAAGCACUCAAAGCCGCGAACCUGGACAGGUCACAACUCGAAAUUGAGGUGGAGGGUCUCUCUCAGCGCUUGCGGACUAUAGAUGAGAGCGAAUCCAGGCUCAAGGAUGUCAACUGGAACCUAGAAACCCAGGUGCGCGAUUUCGAAGCACAGUCCAGGGCAGCCGCGGACAAGGAGCAUCGCAUGAACAACAAUCUCAAUCUCGUCAAAUCCGAAAAGGCCGCACUGGAACGGGAAUUUGAAGAGCUGAAGCAGUUGUACUCCAAGCUCAGCGAGGACCACGUCACCCACACAAAACAGCACGAGACAGAACUGUCCGGCCUGCGGCGCAAUGUCAGCAUGGGAGAGUCCGAGAGGGCUACGCAAAACCAAGAGCUUGCACGAGCUGUUGCGUAUCGCAUGCGGGGCGAAGACCACGCGUCUGCCGAGGAUACUUCGCCAGAUGAAGGCGCCGAUCAGGACGACACCAUCACACCUGAGCAUUCACCGCCGCCGUCUCCUAGCAAAGCUACUCCGCGACACGGCCAGCUGGAGUCUGAGACGCUCAAGCAUUCGCUUCAUCAUGCCCACCGCAUGAUUCAGCAGCUCAAGAACAACAUCCACCAUGCCCGUGACGAGCUGGAAUCGAACCGCAGCGCCCUUAAUGGUCCUGGAAACGUAUUCAAGAAACCUGCGCGUCCAGAUCGACUUGGUGCUCUGAGAGCCGGAACUCAAGAGGUCAUCGUGGACGAUGAGGACCGGCGACCUCGACAAGUAGACGUAGUUCCUGGAGCGUUCCCCAGCGGAUUUAGCUCGGCCGCAGAAACGAGUGCCAAUGAGGGUUUCGAGACCGCCAACGAAACCUCCGAUGCUGCUUUCGAAACCGCUAAUGAGCGCGACGGGACUACGACGGAGACCGACGCUUUCCAGACUGGAGCCGAGACGCUGGAUGGCGACAGCAGUGAUGAACUUACCGAAACUGAAGCCGGACCAUCCACCGGAACAGUUCGUCAAAGGCCGUCCUCCCUAGCGACCAGCCACCGUGACUCAUAUGAGAGUACUGCAUCUACAUCCGGGGAUGAAUGGGACGACAAUAUGGACAUCAAGACACCUGUCCGAUCAGGCGCCUACCGGAGGUCCACUCCGCGAGCCAGCCAGGAGGCCUAUGCAGAUACUCCUCCAGUUGCGAACGACUCUCCUGCCAGCUUCGUUAGCAACAGCAAUAACAGUACUCCAGCUCAAGGCAAGAGCUUGUUUGCGGAGUUGGGCGCUUUGAGUGCAGGGGAGAGCGAAGAUGGAAGUGUUGCAGAUGGGACACCGAGCCGGUCUACUAUACUGAAGCCUGCUCUCGGAAGAUCACCCCUUCAGUCGGUGGUACUCCCUAGACCAGCGAUGGUGGAUUCAAGUAUGAUGACAGAGCCUUGGGAGCCAGCUCCAGUUGUUGUUGAGAUUCCGCCGAUGGUGAUGUCUUCGAUCUCGGCUCAAGACAGUCAACCAAUAUCCCCCGGCACGGCACCUCAAUCACCCCCUCCACCAGCUCUUCAUAUUUCUUCGCUCUCAUCGCAAGAUACCGUACCGCAGUCCCUGCCCCUGCCUUCGCUUCAGAUGUCAAACUUGUCAGCACAGGGUACGGUACCUCAAUCGCAACCUCACACUGCUCCUCAAUCUGCACCCCCUCCUGCACUGCACAUGUCUGCGGUUUCCGCGCAAGGGACUACUCCUCAUUCUCCUCCUAUGGCUCUAGGAAUGUCCUCAUUCGCUACACAGGCUACUGAACCUACGUCUCCUGUCAUCGAGAGGGUUGCACCCCCGUCACUUGCGGUCUCAUCCAUAUCACACCAGACAACUGAGCCCACAGAGCCCCAUCUUCCUCCGCUCAGCAUAUCACGGCUGUUCUCCCAGUCCGCGGAGCCUGUGGAUGUGCCUCGACCGGCUGCUCCGCAGCUCUCUUCACUUUGGUCUCAGGCCACAGAGCCAGUCGAGAUGCCCAAGCCGGCUGUUCCACAUUACUCUUCGGUGUGGUCUCAAGCUACGGAGCCCAUCACAUCAAGACCACCGCGCUCGCAGUUCUCGGCCCUCACAUCUCAGGCCACGGAACCGCUGCAGCUGCCAAGGCCCCUUCCACCACAGCUCUCUCCGUCAAGGCAAAUGCCGUCGGAAGUCUCAGCAAUCACUACCCAGCACACCGAGCCGUAUGAGGCUCCUGCGGCAAUUCGACCCCAACAUAGGUUCUCGGAUGUCACAAUCCUUCAGGACACGCAACCAGAGUCACCCACGCUCCCUUCGUUCCUGCCAAGUCCGAGCAGACCGCCCACAGCUCACCGCGUUGCGCCUCCGCCGUUGUCGUUGUCGACUAUCGCAUCACAAGAGACAGAGCCAUCAGUGCCUUCAAGGCCAUCGACCGCACACCGUGUCGGCCCUGCUCCGUUCGCCCUGUCUAUAGGCGGAACUCAAACCGAGCAAUCUGAUGCCACAAAACGCGGGUUUUUUAGCUCUGUGCUCCCCUGGAGCAAGACUACGUCCGAGAAGGACAUCCCAGCGGACGAAGUCCCUCCUGCCAGCCGAGAAGGUCGCAUGCCACUGGCACUGAUUGCUUCCAAUGUGGUACAGAAUGAACGUGGCCUCAGUGAUGGUCGAUCAUCACCCUCAAAGCCUGGAAUACCAACCACAGACGAAGGCACUCAAACCAUGGUAUCCGCAGAGCAAAUCGACCGGCUACUUUUGGCGAGAAACCAACGACACUCUGGUACUAUCGCAACAGCGGGCGUAGACAAGCGCAUGUCACCGCCUGCCUCCCCUAGCAGACGGCUUUCCGGCGAACCUGGUCGCACACCUCGGCGCCCCGGCAGCUCCUCAAGCAUGCGCUCUCGUACAGCGUCUCAACCACCCCUGCCUCCAGACCAUAAGGAAGUCAUUGCUGCAGCUUCGCUCAAAUCGCCGGCCCCAUUGCCGAGCCCGACUACCUCUGGCCCUGCCGUGAUGGGUCCGCCAGCCAUUCCAGCAUCUGCUUAUAAGAAGCGACCGCAGACGCCGACCACCAAGACAGCCAAUGUUCCUCAGAGCCCGAAGACUGGCGGCACGACACCUCGGCCACGAUAUCACUCGCAGACUCGAAGUGGUGCUACGUCUCCGAUCACUCGUCGAUCGUCGGUGUCAUCGUUCAGUUCAGAGAUUGACCAUCGAUUCAAUAUCCCAGGCGCGCCUACUUUCAGCCAAAGUGGAUUGGAUGCCGACGCCACAGACCCGCGGAUGAUCCAAGCCAUCACCCAGACAAUGAUUGGCGAGUUUCUUUGGAAAUACACUCGGAAGGCUGGGCGUGAAGGCAUGUCCGAGAACCGCCAUCGUCGCUUCUUCUGGGUCCAUCCGUACACCCGGACGUUGUACUGGAGUGAGCAGGACCCUGCGAGUGCCGGGAGAGCGCAGUUGAAAGCAAAGAGCGUUGCUAUUGAGGCUGUUCAUGAGAUCUCGGAUGAUAAUCCAUAUCCUCCAGGGCUUCACCGAAAGAGCCUGGUUGUUAUAACUCCUGGUCGCACGAUCAAGUUCACAGCAACGACUAGCCAGCGUCAUGAAACCUGGUUCAACGCACUCCUCUACCUGCUUAAACGGGCAGGCGAGGGCGAAGAGGAACAGAAGUCUGAGGCUGCGGAUGAAAUUCAGAACGAGUUCAACGCCGGCUACAGUAGGAGCACCUCCCGACAGACGGGCCGUUCAAGAGCCUCGCUCUCAUCCUAUGCCAGCCGCCGCGCCUCUUCUCCUCAUCACGCCCAGAUCCCCACGCUCAGGCAAUCGACAGCUAGUGAUAUUACUUCGUACGAGGAACCGAGCAACUCUGCGGCAGAUCUUAGCAGGGAAAUGGUGGAAGCAAAUGCACGGGACUCGGAUCGAAUGGAGAUGGUGAAUGUGAGGGCAUGUUGCGAUGGUAAACAUGACGUCGGUCAUCUCCACCAUACCGCCAAAGGUCGCCAUAACAGCUUCAACGCCAACUCCCGGCCCUCUCUCAUCGGCUCCAUGAGCUCUCGAUCACAUUCCCGCGCAGAGUCACGGAACGAGCAAAUCCGUCACCAGACUGAGCUGGAAGCGGCGAACGCGAGUGCCUGUUAA
Molecule: messenger RNA, 4659 nt
Organism: Trematosphaeria pertusa
Lineage: Eukaryota; Fungi; Ascomycota; Dothideomycetes; Pleosporales; Trematosphaeriaceae
Exons: 14
Coding region: 1-4659 (1552 amino acids)
Biological process (GO): dynein-driven meiotic oscillatory nuclear movement; maintenance of protein location in cell cortex; microtubule cytoskeleton organization
Cellular component (GO): mitochondrion; cell cortex
Molecular function (GO): phospholipid binding; tubulin binding
Source: RefSeq, a predicted model, not a curated record